Molecule: messenger RNA, 1543 nt
Organism: Dioscorea cayenensis subsp. rotundata (Guinea yam)
Lineage: Eukaryota; Viridiplantae; Streptophyta; Magnoliopsida; Dioscoreales; Dioscoreaceae
Exons: 7
Coding region: 344-1273 (309 amino acids)
Source: RefSeq, a predicted model, not a curated record
GCCAGAUCUGUUUCAUUUCUCUCGUCCAUUUGGGAUCUUCGUCGGGAGAUCUGAGUUUGUUUUGCUGGAUUUUGCUUCAUUUUCUUGCAUCAUUUUAAGUGCUUCAUUUCGCCGCUGCUGCUUUGUGUGGGCUGAGUUCAUUUCCAUCUUUGAUCAGAGUUUAGGGCAAGUGCAAAAACUUCUGGCUUUUGUAUCUCAGGAUCAAUUGCUUCAUUUCGCCGCUUCUGCUGUGUGGGCUGAGUUCAUUUCCAUCUUUGAUCAGAGUUUAGGGCAAGUGCAAGAACUUCUGGCUUUUGUACUCAGGAUCAAUCUUUCAUCACACUUCCAUCACGAUUACAACUGGAUGGACAGUGCUACUUGUGAGCCUAAUAGAAAGUCUGGAGAUAUUUGUGGUGGUUCCUCUGGACAAGGUCUAAGCUGCAGGGAUUCCCUUGUUGCACAAAAAUGUUGCAAUGCCAGCAAUAAGGAAGCAGGAAUGUGUAUUGCAACUGCAGAGGAUCUGAAUGUGCGAUUCUGUAAUGAUGAGGUUGCUGCAUUGAUAGUACAAGAAAUAGGUAACAAUUUUCAGGGAAUGCUGCAUAUUUGUGAUUCUUCACAGCAACUUUCUGGGAACGAUGCAUCUCUUGAUGAUGACAAGAUGGAUAUGUCUAUUAAAAUUAGAAUGCUUCAAGAGAUGAAUAAUUCUGUCUCCUUGGAUGCAAAAGUUGAGAGAAGCUUGAACAAGUUUCCGACGUUUCCAUGCCCCAAAGAGUUGCAGAACUGCUCUGCACCCAUGAAUUGCAGGAAAGGACUGCUCAGCAGAUUGCUAGAUGGUCCAACUUCUUCCAAAUCUGAAAAUCCUGCUUAUGCGCGUUCCUUGUCUUUGCCUCCUUCUUCUAGUCUGGUGUCUGCCAUGAAGGGAGGCCGUGAAGAGAAUGGGAUAUGUCUAGAGAUGAAGCUGCAUGUGAAGUGGGCACCGGAGGUUUAUGAUCCACCUUCCACCACCAUGUCUCACACUGUGAAGAGCCACCAGCACCGGCCCAAAGCCCGGAGAAAGGACCAACAAAAGCACAAGCACAAGGGCAAAUCUUCCCGCAAUAAACACACUAAUAAAACUAAUGGUGGCAACAAAGCCAGUACUUCUUAUACGAGGCCAAGAGGAGAUAAUGAAGAGUUGCUAUUUGACGGAUGCUACUCGUCUGAGUUCACCCUUCCCAGUCAAGAAGCCAAAUGUGGUAGCAAUUUCCUUGGAAACUCACUCACUAAAGUACAACUUUCAACAGCCGAGGUCUGACUAGAAGAGCCGAGAGAGUUUCCUGACCACCUUUAUGAUGAUUGUGGAUAAAUAAGAAGCAGGCACUCUUAUGUGGUUCUGUUCUGGAUCUGUUGUGAGCUUGUGUGUUUUGCAGUCUUGAGUGUGACUUUUGAAUGUGACUAAAGAGUAUAAACUCUCCCUUAAUUUAGCAAUUAGGAUAUCAUCAUAUUGUAUAGGUUUUCAGUACUUUGGUCGUGACAAAGCUUGUAUGGUUGGAUUUUGGAACUUAUGAUUACCUGAGUUUCUUGA